AUGCUUAAUGUAGCUAUCGACAAAUACCAUUGCUAUAUAGGAUGUCUACACCAUACCAUAGGUGAUGAACAGCUACUAACACUAGCUAAAUGUUUCAGCAACCAUGUCAGAUCCUGCAAGGUCAUGAGGAAACCAUCUACAGAAGCACAUCUCGGAUAUGGGUUCGUGCAGUAUACAGAUGCAGCAUACGCCGAUGAAGCAAUCGCCAAAAUGCAGGGGAUAGUCGUCAAGGGGAUACCACUCUAUAUAAGGGCGGCAUACCCGUUCACAAGUACCACCUUAAACGAAAAAAACGAAGAACAAGCUAAUGAUGUCAAAAAUGCAACCGUAUAUGUUAGCGAACUCAUGCCAACAGCAACAGAUAACGAUCUCAGAGGAUACGCAGCACCAUUCGGAGAUGUGGAAUAUGUCUCAGUUAUACCAAAUAGAAGAUUCGGAUUCGUCACUUUCAGUAAACGAGAAUAUGCACUAGGGUUCAUAUGCCAUAUGGACGGAUGGAAAGUAGAAGACACAUUACUGACAUGCUCAUGGGCAUAUCAGAGCAGGACUGCUACACUGCCAGGACAGUUUGAAUCGUCGGAAAACGAGAAACAAGAUGCCAUAUUUGGACAAAAAUAUUCUUACGAUCUUAUGCCAAAGAAAAAAUAA
Babesia sp. Xinjiang is the source of this 648-nucleotide messenger RNA. Its product is annotated as putative RNA-binding protein C23E6.01c. NCBI's taxonomy places the organism in Eukaryota, Apicomplexa, Aconoidasida, Piroplasmida, Babesiidae. The record is from RefSeq and is a predicted model, not a curated record. Bases 1 to 648 code for a protein of 215 amino acids. The transcript has a single exon. Gene Ontology annotation, molecular function: RNA binding.